Lindgomyces ingoldianus is the source of this 1222-nucleotide messenger RNA. RefSeq lists its product as uncharacterized. The coding region runs from base 34 to 1089 and encodes 351 amino acids. The transcript has a single exon. The record is from RefSeq and is a predicted model, not a curated record. Lineage: Eukaryota; Fungi; Ascomycota; Dothideomycetes; Pleosporales; Lindgomycetaceae.
CGCAGACCUUCACUCCCGCCAUCCACGGCAAUAAUGGCUGUCCCAAAUGUUGCAGAUGGCAGUGUAGCUCCCAAGUCGACCCACCUCUACGAUCCCACCCUUCAGCCAUUUCUUCAGUCCACAUUUGACCCUGCCGACUACCUCAAUGUCACAUUGCCCUCCCUCUCUCUCUCAUCGGUGUCGUCUCGGCCUUUGAAGCAAGGAACUUCCGUCCCGCUUGCCGACCUCUCAACUCAAACCCAGGACCUCCUGUCUCAACUGAACGCACAUACUACACGCCUCUCGACAAUACUCACACAAUUGACCGAUGACAUACUACGGAGUGGUGGGAGAUUGGCGUACGAGGUUGAAGUCUUACGAGGAGAAACAAUUGGGUUGACAGAAGCAUUGUCAGAGGGACUGAAAGGCGAUGUAGAGAAGUUCCUACCAGGAGGUAUCAUGGUAGAAAUGAAAAAGCCUCCAGAACCCCCAGAAGACGUUAAAAGCCCAGUCACACAAGAUUCCACCCAACAAGAGACCAAAGCCCGGGACAUCCCGAAGGCAGAAGACGAACCUACUACGCCCCCCUACAUCUCCCAACUUCGAACUCUAACCCUCGUCCGCUCCCGUCUCGAAAGCGUCAUAAAAAUCUUCGGCGAAGCUAUGCACUGGACACUCGCACCCUCCGAAGUCUCUCUAGCCUCCUCAUUAAUCUCUGUCUCCGCCCCUGAGCCUGGCUCCGACAGCGCCAGCCGUGAAGAGAAAGGACGAGAAUUCGCCGAAAAACUGCGUACCGAGAUCUCAGAUCUCAUAAGUGGGGGCGAGGGUGAUGAAUCUGGUGUUGAAGCCGCUAUGAUCCGGAUCCAGGCCCUUCGAGACUUGGCGCAAGUGUGGAGAGGCACAGCGGAGGAAAAAUCACGGAUAAAGUUUGUCGAGAGUCUUGUGAAGUUGGUGGAGGAGAAACAAAAAGCGAUAGAGAAUGCGGCAAAUCAGCGACAGAAAGGUGGACGAAAUGGAAGCGUAUCGAAGCUACAGCCGCCGCAGAAGAGCAGCGGUGGGGGUUUUCUAGAUAACCUUCAGAGGAUACGUGGGAAUAUCUACUUGGAAUGAACAUCCCUUGUAGGCGUCUCAGGUCUAUCCCAAUGUCCAAUUGGAUUCGCCUGGUCACGUGACCUCGUGUUUCCAUCGUGUCUGGAUACGUCAUAUGUUUGGCGUGAUGGAAUUUAUCCGCUCAACACAGCAA